Molecule: messenger RNA, 11322 nt
Organism: Anoplopoma fimbria (sablefish)
Lineage: Eukaryota; Metazoa; Chordata; Actinopteri; Perciformes; Anoplopomatidae
Gene: aspm
Product: assembly factor for spindle microtubules
Exons: 26
Coding region: 183-11195 (3670 amino acids)
Molecular function (GO): protein binding
Source: RefSeq, a predicted model, not a curated record
CAUUCAGCGUGUUGUUGAAGGAAGCGUGUUUUAACGUUUGAUAGCAGGCUAGUGUCGGGGCAGAACCAGUCGUUGUAAGCAGUCAACAUUAGUAGCAGCGCACAUGCUAACGUUCAACGCUUAAACAACUCAACGCGGAACAUGUAGCGAGCUAUUAGCUGCUGCUACUUUAUUCAUUUGAAAUGGCUGAGACGGAGCCGUCAACACGGAGAGGAUUUCUGGACUUCAGUCCAAUAAAGAGAGAAGAGGCUAACAAGGAAAACGAUGCUCCAGUUUUGGUUUUGACCUUGUUUUCCAAGGCUCCCUUUGUGACAUUUGGAACAGUAAAGCUGGGGACAUCCAAGUCUGUUGUUCUGCGUAUUGAGAACCCGACAGAUGACGCAGAGGCGGAGGUCACUGUUGAGAAGAUCCCCUCAAGUAAAGGCUUCUCUGUGGGCCACCACACCAUCACGAUCCAGCCUGAGGACUCAUUCAGUUUGACGAUAACAUGGACUCCAACAGAGGAAGGUGGAAUCAGAGAGCUCAUCCUCUUUAAUGCCAAUGGUGUCCUCAAACAGCAGGCUGUGCUCCUGGGGAGAGCAGAAGCACCAAAAAAGAAAAAGAAAAGCUUAUGGGACACAAUCAAGAACAAAAGGGAGGGUGAAAAAGUGACCGCACCAAGGAGAAAGAAAACGGAGCAAUCAUUGAAGAUGGCAGCCAACAAAACCUUCCAAGUGUCCCGAAAGCCACAGUACAAACGGGAAAAGCCCCGCAGCCCACUUGCUUCUCUCAAUGAGGGCAAAGCUGUCAGAGAGAGAUCCCUCUCCAAGCCCAGUACCAUUGAUGAUUACUCUCAGAAAUCAGAAGAGAAGAUGGCCUUGAAUUCCACCCGGACCCAACGGUCCCUGGGCUUGUCGGACAAGGAGAAUGCCCAUCAUGUUCAUAGGAACUCUCCUCUUGUCCUACUCGUCCCUGCCGGACAGCUGAUGGACUCUGGCAACAUGUCUGCAAGCCCAGAUUCAUUUGUUGGCAAACCUGAAAGCAAAGAUCUUACCAAAAUGAUCAACAGGACACUGUCCCCUAUCGGAACACCAGACCUGUUUAAGAAGCUCAUGCCACGUAUUCAGUCAGAUGGCCCACUUUCUGCUACUGUCAAUACUGUGGCUGAUGCUGACAGUGCGUUAUCUGGAACCCCAGUCCUCUCUUUGAAAGAUGCACUUGCCCUCAUUGACUCUGAUCUAAGCCGCAUUCACACCAGUCCUCGAGACAGUAGUUCCAGCUGUAGCUUUUCAGAUUCACUGGAAUCCAAGAGUGGAUAUCAUGCCUACGGAGCUGACAGAAAUGUCCUCAAAGCAUUACCAGAUAGCCCACACGGGUCCGAGUCCAGCGAGCCCAGACUGACGUUCUUUGUCAGCAAAAAGGUUGCUGUUUCAGAGAAUGAUGCUGCGACGGAGAGGGUUAAAAAGGCCUCGUUUACCUCUGCCACGGUGACCAAGAGCAGAGCACCAGUGGAGGCAAACCUUUCAAGUGGAAGGAAAAUAAAGAGGUCAAGGCGACGGCUUUUAGAGAAGACGUUGGAGCUGUCUGACGGCAGCAGUCAGUGUGAGUCUAAACCAGGGACUCCGAUCCUUCCUGUUAUAGACCCCGACAUUGCCAGCUCCCUGUGUGACAACCGACACCAAGCCCAGGAAGUCACCUCCUCCAGCCUGGCUCCACGGCUCGACUGCUCGCCUACACCCAUCACCUUCCCCCUCGCCUCCCCUCCACCCAUGGCACCUGCUCGCUUCUCUUUCUCAGCCACCUCCACACCUCCUGCAGCCCCUGCUUCCGUCUCUUUUACUGUCACCUCUCCGUCGCCCCUGGGCUCAUCUUCUCCUCUACACCACAGCUUCACACAACACACGGCUCCGACUCUUUCGGUACCUCUGUUUGUUCAGGAUGACUCGUUUCCCGUUCACGUGGCAGUGAAGAGCAAGAAGAGGAAGAGUGAGGAGUAUUUGAAAAGUGAUGCAAAGAUUGGGGAUGCUGGGAAAGCUGAGCGUGUCAAACGGAGCAGGGGGGUAGCUGGGAAACCUGAACCCCCACGAUCGGUGCAGGAGAGGAGGAAUGCAUCGCAGAGGCAACAGCCCAGACCAGCAGGCUCUGUGCGAUCAAUGACUUCAUCAUCUCUAAAGACAGCGAGGUCUGUGGUUCCUGCCCAGGCGAAGCAAACAAGCUCCAAACUCUCCUCACAAGGUGCACGGUCAUUUGGUAUUUCGUCAGUGAAGACUGCAAAAGUGGUUGCUGUUGCGCAAUCAAAACUGUCCUUUAUUAAGGCGGCGCAAACAGCCAUUCCGAGACACCCGAUGCCAUUUGCUGCCAAGAACAUGUUCUAUGACGAGAGGUGGAUCGAGAAGCAAGAGAGAGGAUUCACAUGGUGGAUCAACUACGUCCUCACUCCAGACGACUUUAAAGUCAACACUGAAGUUGCUAAAGUGAGUGCGGUGUCCCUUGCCAUGGGCGGCGAUGACAGGUACAGUGUGCCUAAAGCCCCAACCAAAGAGGAGAUGUCGUUCAGCACCUACACGGCCCGUCGGAAGCUAAACCGCCUCCGUCGCGCAGCCUGCCAGCUGUUCACUUCUGAAGCCAUGGUCAAGGCUAUUCAGAGGCUCGAACUGGAGGUGGAGGCCAAGAGGCUGCUCGUCCGGAAAGACCGCCAUCUUUGGAAGGACAUAGGUGAACGCCGAAAAGUCCUCAACUGGCUUCUUUCAUACAAUCCGCUGUGGUUACGGAUUGGGCUCGAGACGAUCUUCGGGGAGUUGAUCUCUCUCGAGAGCAACAGCGAUGCCCUGGGUCUGGCUUUGUUCAUCCUGCAGCGGCUGCUCUGGAACCCAGACAUCGCUGCUCAGUUCAGACACGCCAAAGUGCCUAACCUUUACAAAGACGGCCACGAGGAGGCGCUGUCACGCUUUACUCUGAAGAAGCUGCUCCUGCUGGUGUGUUUCCUGGACAAAGCCAAAGGGUCCCGGCUGAUUGAGCACGACCCCUGUCUGUUCUGCUUGGAUGCAGAGUUCAAGAUGACGAAAGACCUGCUCCUGGCCUUCUCCAGGGACUUCCUGAGCGGGGAGGGGAUCCUCCCCCGGCAUCUCGGCUACAUGGGGUUACCCGUCUCCCACGUUCAGACGCCUCUAGACGAGUUCAACUUCGCUGUGAAGAAUUUGGCAGUUGAUUUGAAAUGCGGCAUUCGUCUAGUGCGAGUGAUGGAGCUCCUCGUCCAGGACUGGAGUUUGUCAGCAAAGCUCCGUCUGCCGGCCAUCAGCCGCCUGCAGAAGGUCCACAACGUCGACAUGGCUUUGCAAGUGCUCAAAAGCAAAGGGGUCGACCUCAAGGAUGAACACGGCUCCAACAUUGAUUCCAGAGACAUUGUGGACGGACACAGAGAGAAGACACUGGGCCUCUUAUGGAAGAUCAUCUUUGCGUUUCACGUGGAGAACAUUUUGGACGAGGAUCAGCUGAGGGAGGAAAUUGGCUUCCUGAAGAGAACCUUGAGGACCAAACGGAGGCUGGCGUCUCUGAGGGCCGAUCAAGGCCUUCAGCCGAGUCCUUCAAAGACCAGGGCGCCGUAUGAACACAGCAGCACUAAGAUCACUCUGCUGAUGGACUGGAUCCGAACCGUCUGUGACUUCUACAAUCUGAAGGUGGAAAACUUCACCGUGACGUUCUCAGAUGGCCGCGUCCUCUGCUACCUUAUCCACCACUACCACCCCAGUCUCCUGCCAGAGAGGGCCGUCAGUCACAGCACCACCCAGACUGUCGAGUGCUCGCCGAGGGGUCGCUUGGAGCUCAACUGCUCUGCCAGCGACUCUGACAACUCCUUUGACUCCUUGCCGAUGGGCCUGAAUGGCCCAGAUUCUCCGUCAGUGGAAUUUAAAGAGCUACUGGAGAAUGAGAAAAACAACUUUGGACUGGUCAACGCUGCUGUGUCUUUCCUGGGCGGCGUUCCUGCCAUGAUCAACCCAGCUGACAUGUCCAACACCAUCCCCAAUGAGAAGGUUGUGAUGUCUUACCUUUCCUUCCUGUGUGCUCGUCUUCUGGAUCUGCGGAACGAAAGCAGAGCAGCUCGGGUCAUACAGGGCGCCUGGAGGAAAUACAGAUUAAAGAAACACGUACAGCUCUACAAGGAAAGAAACAUGGCUGCCAUGAAAAUCCAGUUAGUUGUGAGGAGUUUUCUCCAGAGGCGCAGAGCUAAGAGGCAGGAUCAAGCUGCCGUUAUCAUCCAAUCAGUCUGGAGGGGUUUCUUAGCCCGCAACAGGCUCAGGCUAAAAAAACAGGCUCAACUUCGGGCUCUGCAGCAUGAAGCAGCAACCGUCAUCCAGGCUCAAUGGAGGAUGUUCUCAGCCAUGAGGGCUUUCCAACGCCUCAGAUACUACGCUGUUAUUGUCCAAGCACAAUGGCGAAUGAGGAGGGCAGCCUCUGCUUAUGGAAGAAUUCUGUGGGCGGUAACUGUCAUUCAGAAGCACUCGCAAGCAUGGGCUCAGGCAAAAAGAGAUCGGGAACAUUAUCUCUCCCUUAGAGUUGCAGUGGUGAAAAUACAGGGAGGGUACAGAAGGUGGAAAACCCAGAAAACAGAAAAGGAAAACCGUGCUGCCAAAGUGAUACAAGCUGUGUUUAAGAAAUGGUAUGAGGAAAAAAUGUCUGCAAGAACUGUCGCUGCUGUAAAGAUUCAGUCGUGGUAUAGAAUGCAGAUGUGUCUCCAUCAAUACAGAAAGAUCCAGAGAAGCAUUGUGCUCAUUCAGGCCCAGUGCAGAGGUCACGCACAGAGGCGCUGCUUUCAGGUGUUGAAGCUGCAGCGCCACUCGGCUAUUGUCCUUCAGAGUGCCUUCAGAGGCCAUGCUGUCAGAAAACAGGUGGCGAAGAUGAGAUGCGCUGCAGUCGUAAUCCAGCGCUGGUUCAGGGCCUCAAAGGAAAGAGACGUGGCAAAGCAAAUGUUUGUGAGGAUGAAAUGUGCUGCCAUUACCAUACAGGCAGCUUAUCGUGGGAAAGUGGUUCGGCAGUCUCUGAAAAAACAGCACAAGGCAGCAACGGUAAUCCAGGCGGCUUUCAGGAUGUACGCUGCCCGACGGCACUACCUUGUCGUGAGAAAAGCUGCAGCUGUGAUUCAGCAAAAGUACAGAGCCACAGUUUUGGCUCUCAAGACCAAGAAGGAUUAUGAUGCUCUUAGGAAUGCUGCACUUGUCAUACAAGCUAACUGGAGAGGCAGAGCUGACAGGAAGACGAUGGAGAAGCGGCAUCAGUGUGCAACACUGAUACAGGCUUACUACCGUCGACACACAGCGCAGGCGGAGUACACAUCCAAGAAGGCCUGUGUCGUGGUCGUACAGCGUCACUACAGAGCUUACGUGGCCGGAAAGGAGAUGAGGAGAGCAUACCUGCACACGAGAGCAGCCUGUGUUACACUCCAAGCUGGAUUCAGAGGCAUGCGGGUUAGGACGGAGCUGAAGAAAAACCACUGGGCAGCGACUGUCAUUCAGUCUUCAGUUAGGAUGUUUUUAUGUAGGAGACAGUAUUUCCUCCUACAAAGUGCGGCGAUUAUCAUCCAAAGCCGAUACAGAGCUCUUGUGGUCUGCAGGGCACAGCAAAAUGAAUAUAGAGCCCUAAAGCAGGCCACCGUAAAGAUACAAGCUGUAUACCGGGGAUUUAGAGUGAGACAAGUUCUAAAGAAGAGGCACAAUGCUGCGAGAGCAAUCCAAGCGCAGUUCAGGAUGCACAGAAUGCGUAUGGCUUACCUCGCCACCAAGUGUGCAGCCCUCAUUAUUCAGGAACGCUACAGGGCCAAAGUCCUCAGGAAUCAACAGAUGCAUGAGUACAGGAGAAUGAAAUCCGCAGCCAUAUUCAUCCAGGCAGCAUAUCGUGGCCACAGGGCGAGGAGCAGGAUUGUAGAGAUGCACCGAGCGGCCACCAUCAUUCAGAGAAAGUUUCUCACUAUUAGGGAUAGAAAUGGGUUCCUAGCUCUCAAGGCAGCAGCUUUGGUUUGUCAGCGGAGGUACAGAGCAGUGACUCGGGCAAGAAAGGACCGCUUGGACUAUCUGUCGAAGCGCAAAGCAGUCGUUUGUCUGCAGGCAGCCUACAGAGGAUGUCGGGUCAGAAAGCAGUUGCGUAUGGAGCAUACGGCAGCUGUAACAAUUCAGUCUCACUUCCGAAAGUACCAGCAGAGAACCUACUACAAGGCUCUCCACUGGGCUGCCAGUGUUUUGCAAGCACGUUACAGAGCCAACAAGAAAAUAAGAGAGGAAACGCAAGCCUUGAGUGCUAAGAGAAAUGCCGCUGUUAUCUUACAAGCUGCUUUCCGAGGAAUGAAAUCCAGACGACUCUUCAAACACAGGCAUCAGGCUGCCAGUGUUAUCCAGAGAGCUUACAGAGCACACUGUGAACACCAGCAGUAUCUUGCAUUGAAAUCCUCCGUCCUCACCAUUCAGCAGAGGUAUCGGGCCACUGCAGCAGCAAAGGUACAAAUGCAAAAAUACCAAACCAUGCGCAAUGCUGCUGUUGUCCUCCAGGCAGGAUACAGAGGUCACCAGGUCAGAAAGCAGGUCGCCCGUUGGCAUGAGGCUGCCACUGUGAUCCAGUCAGCAUUCAGAAAGCACAGAGAGGAAGUCAAAUUCCAGGCCAUGCGUCUGUCCGCCAUCAUCAUCCAGAGAUACUAUCGCUCCUGUGUUCUCCAGAGGCAACAGAGAGAGAACUUCCUUAAAAUAAGACAUUCCGCCAUCAUUCUUCAGGCAGCCUUCAGAGGUCAUCGUGUGAGAACCAACAAUGCCAAGAUGCACAGGGCAGCUACUGUAAUUCAAGCAAACUUUAGGAGGCACAAACAGCAGUCAUUCUUCAGGAAACAACACUGGGCAGCCUGCGUCUUACAGCGCAGGUUUAGAGCUCAGAAACAGAGGAACGCUGAUGUGAAACAUUAUCAAGAGUGGAGAAAAGCAGCCAUCGUGUUACAGGCUGCAUAUCGGGGAAUGAAAUUAAGACAGAAGAUCAAAAACUGGCAUCAGGCUGCCAGUGUUAUCCAGAGAGCUUACAGAGCACACUGUGAGUGCAAGAGGUAUCUUGCCUUGAAAUCCUCCGUCCUCACCAUUCAGCAGAGGUAUCGGGCCACUGCAGCAGCAAAGGUACAAAUGCAAAAAUACCAAACCAUGCGCAAUGCUGCUGUUGUCCUCCAGGCAGGAUACAGAGGUCACCAGGUCAGAAAGCAGGUCGCCCGUUGGCAUGAGGCUGCCACUGUGAUCCAGUCAGCAUUCAGAAAGCACAGAGAGGAAGUCAAAUUCCAGGCCAUGCGUCUGUCCGCCAUCAUCAUCCAGAGAUACUAUCGCUCCUGUGUUCUCCAGAGGCAACAGAGAGAGAACUUCCUUAAAAUGAGACAUUUUGCCAUCAUUCUUCAGGCAGCCUUCAGAGGUCAUCGUGUACGAACCACGAUUACCAAGAUGCACAGGGCAGCUACUGUAAUUCAAGCAAACUUUAAGAAGCACAAACAGCAGACGGUCUUCAGGAAACAACACUGGGCAGCCUGCGUCUUACAGCGCAGGUUUAGAGCUCAGAGACAGAGGAACGCUGAUGUGAAACAUUAUCAAGAGUGGAGAAAAGCAGCCAUCGUGUUACAGGCUGCAUAUCGGGGAAUGAAAUUAAGACAGAAGAUCAAAAACUGGCAUCAGGCUGCCAGUGUUAUCCAGAGAGCUUACAGAGCACACUGUGAACACCAGCAGUAUCUUGCCUUGAAAUCCUCCGUCCUCACCAUUCAGCAGAGGUAUCGGGCCACUGCAGCAGCAAAGGUACAAAUGCAAAAAUACCAAACAAUGCGCAAUGCUGCUGUUGUCCUCCAGGCAGGAUACAGAGGUCACCAGGUCAGAAAGCAGGUCGCCCGUUGGCAUGAGGCUGCCACUGUGAUCCAGUCAGCAUUCAGAAAGCACAGAGAGGAAGUCAAAUUCCAGGCCAUGCGUCUGUCCGCCAUCAUCAUCCAGAGAUACUAUCGCUCCUGUGUUCUCCAGAGGCAACAGAGAGAGAACUUCCUUAAAAUGAGACAUUCUGCCAUCGUUCUUCAGGCAGCCUUCAGAGGUCAUCGUGUGAGAACCAACAAUGCCAAGAUGCACAGGGCAGCUACUGUAAUUCAAGCAAACUUUAAGAAGCACAAACAGCAGACGGCCUUCAGGAAACAACACUGGGCAGCCUGCGUCUUACAGCGCAGGUUUAGAGCUCAGAAACAGAGGAACGCUGAUGUGAAACAUUAUCAAGAGUGGAGAAAAGCAGCCAUCGUGUUACAGGCUGCAUAUCGGGGAAUGAAAUUAAGACAAAAGAUCAAAAACUGGCAUCAGGCUGCCAGUGUUAUCCAGAGAGCUUACAGAGCACACUGUGAACACCAGCAGUAUCUUGCCUUGAAAUCCUCCGUCCUCACCAUUCAGCAGAGGUAUCGGGCCACUGCAGCAGCAAAGGUACAAAUGCAAAAAUACCAAACAAUGCGCAAUGCUGCUGUUGUCCUCCAGGCAGGAUACAGAGGUCACCAGGUCAGAAAGCAGGUUGCCCGUUGGCAUGAGGCUGCCACUGUGAUCCAGUCAGCAUUCAGAAAGCACAGAGAGGAAGUCAAAUUCCAGGCCAUGCGUCUGUCCGCCAUCAUCAUCCAGAGAUACUAUCGCUCCUGUGUUCUCCAGAGGCAACAGAGAGAGAACUUCCUUAAAAUGAGACAUUUUGCCAUCAUUCUUCAGGCAGCCUUCAGAGGUCAUCGUGUGAGAACCAACAAUGCCAAGAUGCACAGGGCAGCUACUGUAAUUCAAGCAAACUUUAGGAGGCACAAACAGCAGACGGCCUUCAGGAAACAACACUGGGCAGCCUGCGUCUUACAGCGCAGGUUUAGAGCUCAGAGACAGAGAAAUGCUGAUGUGAAACAUUAUCAAGAGUGCAGAAAAGCAGCCAUCGUGUUACAGGCUGCAUAUCGGGGAAUGAAAUUAAGUAAGAAGAUCAAACACAGGCAUCAGGCUGCCACUGUGAUCCAGUCAGCAUUCAGAAAGCACAGAGAGGAAGUCAAAUUCCAGGCCAUGCGUCUGUCCGCCAUCAUCAUCCAGAGAUACUAUCGCUCCUGUGUUCUCCAGAGGCAACAGAGAGAGAACUUCCUCAAAAUGAGACAUUCUGCCAUCGUUCUUCAGGCAGCCUUCAGAGGUCAUUGUGUGCGAACCACGAUUACCAAGAUGCACAGGGCAGCUACUGUAAUUCAAGCAAACUUUAAGAAGCACAAACAGCAGACGGCCUUCAGGAAACAACACUGGGCAGCCUGCGUCUUACAGCGCAGGUUUAGAGCUCAGAGACAGAGAAACCUUGAGGUGAAACACUAUCAGGAGGUUACGAAAGCGGUCAUAAAUCUACAAGCUGCCUUCCGUGGCAUGAAAUCAAGGAGAAUAAUCAAACAAAGGCAUCAUGCCGCUUGUGCCAUCCAGAGCGCUUACAGAGCUUUCUCUAAACGCAAGCAGUAUCUGAAAUUGAAAAUGUCAGUCAUUACUAUUCAGAGACAAUAUCGGGCUGCUGUUACAGCUAAAGCCCAAAGAACACGCUACCUUGAAAUACGCAGUGCAGCCAUCUUCGUUCAGGCAGCGUACAGAGGUCACCAGGUCAGAAAGCAGGUCGCCCGUUGGCAUCAGGCUGCCACUGUGAUCCAGUCAGCAUUCAGAAAGCACAGAGAGGAAGUCAAAUUCCAGGCCAUGUGUCUGUCGGCCAUCAUCAUCCAGAGAUUCUAUCGCUCCUGUAUUCUUCAAAGACGAGAAAGAAAAAAGUUCCUGAAAAUGAAGCAAUCCACCAUCACCCUUCAGGCAGCGUUUAGAGGCUGGUGUGUCAGGAGGGACAUAUGCCGACAAAAUCAAGCUGCAGUUGCGAUCCAGUCGUUCUGGAGAUGCUCGGUGCAAAGGCGUAUCUUCCAAAGGAAGCGUGAGACAGCUAUGAAACUUCAGCAGAGGGUCCGGGCUGUGCAGCUUGGCCGGUUGGAGAGGAACAACUACACCCGAAUGAGGAAAGCUGCCAUAACACUUCAGACGCACUGCCGAGCCUGGAUUGCAACACAACAGGUAAAAGAGAGAGCCAUGGCAGAGAGGAGGCUUCAUUUUACGUCUGCGGUCUUCCACCAUCUUAUGGCUAUAAAAGUCCAACGGGCUCUGAGAGCCCACUGGGCUUUGGAGUCAGCCAGAAGACAAAUCCAUUCUGUCAUCACCAUACAGCGAUGGGUAAGAUCCAGGCAGCAGAGGAGACGGUAUCUGCAGGACAGGAGGAAGGUGCUUAUAGCCCAGAGAGCGGCGAAGCGCUGGUUAGGUCGUCGCCACAAGGCUGCGUCAGUCAUCCAGCAGGCCGUCCGCAAGUUCCUCCUUCGACGGCGCCAAGAGAGGAUUCAACAAGGCAUUGUCAAAGCUCAGGCUCUAUGGAGAGCACACCGCUCCCGGCGACUGAAUGACAAUGCCAAGUUGGUGAAAUUGAGACACCGCUUACGCAAAGUCUCCGCCGGCGUCCGAGAGGAGGACAAACUGUGCAACAAGACGUCGUCUGCCCUGGACUACCUCCUCCGAUACAAACACUUCUCCUAUAUUCUAGAGGCGCUGAGAAACCUCGAGACCGCUACCAGACUGUCCCCAGAGUGCUGUGAGCGGCUGGUCGAGAGCGGAGCCACCAACGUCAUCUUCACACUCAUCCGCUGCUGCAACAGGAGCGUCCCUUGCAUGGACGUCAUCACCUACUCCAUCCAGAUCCUCCUCAACCUCUCCAAGUACCACAAGACCAUCGAGGCAGUGUAUUCGGUGGAAAACUCAGUAGAGACGCUGCUGGACCUGCUGCAGAGAUACAGGGAGAAGGCAGGGGAUAAAGUAGCAGAAAAGGGCGGCAGCAUCUUCACCAAGGCCUGCUUCCUUCUCGCUCUCCUCCUUCAAGACAAGCACCGUGCUGUGGAGGUAAUGAAGAUACCCAAGGUCUCGGAUAGAAUACGCAGCAUUUACCGCCUCACUGCUCGCAAACACAAGAUGGACGCUGAAAGAACUGUUAUUAAACAGAAGAUGAAUGCAUCGAUGAAUGGAAGCUUUUUCGUUCAAGCAACGCCGCGUAAAUCCCGCCCUGUGCCAAAAUUUGCACCGGAUUGGGUUCUAAGAAAGGACAAACUCAAGGAUAUUGUAGACCCUCUCAGGGCCAUUGAGAUGGUGGCAAAUACACUCUGCAUUGUGUUGUAAAUAGAUAAGCUUUUAAAUCUUGAUUCAUCGUCUCAUUUUUUUUACUUCAAAAAAUAUUUUGUAUAGUUUAAUUUUCUUUUUUUACAUUUCCAUGUUUUGCAUGUAUAUAUUAAAAUGGAUUUGUGUC